UACGCACAGCGGCAAGCAGGCGGGUCACGUCACGAGUUCACGACUCGCGAGUCGAAAGCAUUCCCGACGCGGCGCACCGACGCCGUGGAUCACAUCGUUUCGCAGAUCUCGACCGCCAGGCGUUAACUCACCUCCAGGUGGGCCCACCUGUUGACGCCAUCUCCUUUUAAACCAUCGGGCGCACAAAGCGAGCCCAACGAGCGGCCGCGCAACCGUAGGGCGGAGGCGGAGUGGCCAGCGGAGCGGCCCGCGUGCGGCGAGGAUCGUCUCGAGACGCCGUCUUACAGUUCAUAAGAGCCUUUUGGGAAGGUCCUCAAUAUGGAUCUAUCACAUUCGCUAACUUCAUCCAGUGACAAUGAAACCAGGGCACUCAAUACAUUGCUUGAUGUGUUCGGCUGUGCUUUUUCACUUGAUGAUAUAGCUGAUGCAUAUGUCAAAUCAAUGGGUGAUGUCAACAAAGCUGGAGAUAUCUUAACUAACCUUCAACUUUCUUUGCCUCAUAACAAUGAUUUCGAGCCAAGUGUCAAGACUAACCUUUCCCAGACUGAUAAGGCGGUUGAAGAAAACUAUAUGAAGAAUUCAAGCCAACCAAGAACUCUUUCCCAGAUUGAGCAGGCAGUUGAAGCAAAGCAUAUGGAGAAUUUAGCUCAAACAAGAAUGCCUGAAAAGUUGCAAAAGUCUAGUGCUGCAUUUGGUACUGUCUCCAGCAUGUUAGGAAAAGAAUCUUCCAGGGCUACAACAGCAGUGAAUGGAGCAUCAAAAAAAGACAAACCUCUAAAGGUUGAACUGCCAGAGUACAUGCGUGAUGAUUUUAAGGUGAAAGCUGAUGAUUCCAAUUCUGCCCCACGGAGAGAGACUUUGAAUAACAGUGAUGUUGAGGAGUUUCUGUUUUGCAUGCUGGGUGAAGGAUUUAAGCUUAGUAUGGAAGUAAUCCGUGACGUUCUAGGUAGCUGUGGAUAUGACAUUAAGAAGAGCAUGGAGGAAUUGAUUUCAUCUUCUGAAAAGCAUCUAGACAAAAAGGUAGAAAACAAACAUAAUGCGAUACAAGAUGUAGCAGUCGAAUGCUCUGUUUCCAAGAGAAGCACCCAAUCUUCGCAAGAGGGGAUGCAGAGGUCAAAACCACAGAUUUCUCCAGGAGAGUUGAUAGAAGCUAUCUUCACUGUACCUGGAAGAUUGGAGGAGGAGCCAAAACUAAAAAGAAAUGAACUGGGCACAAAUCGAAGAAGAGUCUCAUAUCAGAAACCAAUAUCGAAACCUCUUGAGGACCUUUCAACAUAUUCUACUGAUUUUCCCAUGAAAGUUAUCGUAGGUAGCAAAGAACCAGCUGUGAAUGAGGAGGAUUACCAGAACUACCGCAGGGCUGCAAAGCAGCACUGGGAUAUGAUGAAGCAGUACUAUGAGAAGGCUGCUGAUGCUUUUAGGGAGGGCAACCAGAAAGAAGUCGAUUAUCUUAUACAGGAAGGCAAGCGCUGUUAUCAAAUGGCUCGACUGGCUGAUGAGAAAUCUGCUGGGGAGAUUAUCAUGUCCAAGAAAAUAGAGUCCAGAAAUGAAUUUUGUCUUGAUUUGCGCACACAAGAUCCAGCAAACGUAUCUAAUCUCUUGAGACUUCAUCUUAAACAGUUGGCAAACAUUCCAUCUUUUGAUUACCUAAAAGUUAUUAUUGGUGUUGAUGACGGCAGUUUCAAGAUGGGACAAAGAAGAAGAAAGGUGAUGAAGUAUCUGGAGAAGAAUUCGAUUCAGUGGACCGAAGAAGAGCCCCACUCUGGGAACAUCCUCGUCGGGAUUAAUCAGUUGGCAAACUAAAGUGGCGUGACACAAAACUGACAGAAGACGAUCAUAGCUUGCUGUACAUAUUCGGGUGCCGUGCUGAAUAGGUGUUAUCUGUUCUUUUGGCGAACGAGCCAUGUAAGCUGCAAUGAUGGCAUUCUUUUUGUGCACAAAUAGCAGACGUUUCAAGUUAAUUGAUACAGUACAUCUCUAGCGACUAGAGAUGAAGAGGGAACACAGGUGAUGAUCUGGCGGAAAUAGUAGCGUAACAGUUAGAUACUGAAACGCUGGUCUGACGCUCUGCAUUACCAGUAGCUUCUGUGUUACUAGUGCGCAUGAACAAGUUGUUGUUUGGAAAGUGGAAACCAUUUCGCCCUGUUCU
Molecule: messenger RNA, 2149 nt
Organism: Setaria italica (foxtail millet)
Lineage: Eukaryota; Viridiplantae; Streptophyta; Magnoliopsida; Poales; Poaceae
Product: putative nuclear RNA export factor SDE5
Exons: 12
Coding region: 319-1803 (494 amino acids)
Source: RefSeq, a predicted model, not a curated record